Messenger RNA from Phalaenopsis equestris, 1379 nucleotides. Its product is annotated as probable E3 ubiquitin-protein ligase RHC1A. Lineage: Eukaryota; Viridiplantae; Streptophyta; Magnoliopsida; Asparagales; Orchidaceae. Gene Ontology annotation, molecular function: ubiquitin protein ligase activity. The transcript has 3 exons. Bases 334 to 1164 code for a protein of 276 amino acids. The record is from RefSeq and is a predicted model, not a curated record. Gene Ontology annotation, cellular component: cytoplasm. Gene Ontology annotation, biological process: protein ubiquitination.
GUCGUCUUAACUAGGUUGGAUCGCAAAUAAAUAACAGAUUUUGAAUGUUAGAUAUAUAAAUGAAUAAGAAUUGCUGGCAUGCAUGUAAAUUUCCUAAAAAAUACGCUACUUCUGUAAUAAAAACUUCUCAAAACCUUCAUUCACUUCUCCCAAAUUAGAGGGAGGAAAAGGAAGUUAUUGUUUGAACCCCCCGCAACAGUCCAUUGAAGAAGACGACACCUUCACGCUUAGAUAAAAGAUAUACUUUUCCAUCCAAAUCUCCCUCUCCUACGCCUUCCCAUUAAAUCCAUCUUCCCCCUAUUCCUCUCCAUCUCCAUCAACAACCGAUACCCAAUGCCUCCCCCUUCUCCUCCCAUCCCUCCGAUCAUCCUCCGCCGCACCUUCCCCCUCUUCUGGUGUCACCAAUGCCGCCGCCCGGUUGCCAUCCUUCCCUCUCUCUCAGCUACUCCCGACAUCUUCUGCCCUCGCUGCUUCAGCCCCUUCAUCCACGACCUCCAUAUUCCCUCCCCGCUUCUGCCCCCGCCUUCUCCGGCAAACUUUCAUUUCAACUUUCCCUCCCUCCAUCGCCGCCACCCUCUCACUCUGCUGCCACCUAGUUACUCUGUUCCUCCCACUAUGGACCUUGGAGACUACUUCACCGGGCCGAAUCUCAAUGAGCUCGUCCAGGAACUCACAGAGAACGACCGCACCGGUCCUCCGCCGGCAUCAAAUCACUCCAUUGAUGCCUUGCCGACGGUGAAGAUCACGGCGGCACAUCUCCGCGGCGGCUCGGAGUGCCCUGUUUGCAAGGAGGAAUUUUUUGUCGGGGAAGAGGGGAGGGAGAUGCCUUGCAGCCACGUUUACCACUCCGACUGCAUCGUGCCGUGGCUUCGAAUGCAUAACUCUUGCCCUGUUUGCAGGUUUCAGCUUCCCGGCGAGGAGCACGCCUCCGCAGAACAGAGCAGGGAGCGUUCCGGCGGCGGAAGAGGAGGGAGCAGAAGGCGGAGGCUGCGGGAGGUGCCGGAUAGAUGGAACCCUUUCACGAGGUUGUCGGCUUUUAGGGACUCCUCGCCGCCGAGAGUAGAUUACCGGCGCCGCGUCGACCGGCGGGAAGAAGCGGAAGGUGAUCCUAUGGAUGGCGUUGCUGCUUUCUAUUCAUGGUGGCGCUCAUGGUUUCUUCUUUAGCUCUUUGGAUUAUAUGAGACGAAUGGACGGUCAGAUGUCCGUUUCUUAAAUGCUAGCUAAAGUGAAAAAAGAUGAAGAAAAAGUUGACCAAUGAAUGACAAGGCAUGAUUUCAGAUAGAAAACGAGUGAAUCUACAUGCAAAAUAAUUUCAAUUUAUUAUUUGUAAUAAGGGGAGAAUAAAUACUGAAAUUUGUAAAUUUCUCAAAUAUUGUUCA